AUGUCAUAUUCAUUCGAUGCAUUAGAAGGCCGGUACCAGUCUUUCAAUUCCGAACCAUGCACGCUAGAGAAGCAAAUACAAAUGAAUCAUUUCGGUGUCGGUAAUGCUGCCAUUCGUUUAUCCUUCCUCGAUUUCUCGUGCAAUAACGAGAUAUCCCAUGUUUCAACGGACACGAGUUGCGACGGCAGUAUAUUUUGCAUCAACAUCGGGAACGAAAUACGCAUAUACUCACAGGAGCAUAUAAACUCCUCAGCUGAGCGUAGAUUUUGUGGUGGCUCACCUGCACACAUAAGAUUUAGAGCGCCAUUGACUUCUCACUGUUUCAGACGUGCUACAGAUAAAGUUAGAGACUCACAGUUAUUGAUUGGCUUAGCCAAUGGAGAAAUCAAGUUGAUCGAUCCUUUGAAAGAAGACCCGAAUAAGGUUUUUAACGAAGGAAAAUCUGUCGACGAAACACCUGUAACUUGUGUUAGCUGGGUUCCUCACUCGCCUCAUCAGUUCUUAGUGAGUCAUUCAAGUGGAUGUAUGUAUUUAUACGACGAAACAUUAGCACAGUUGUCAGCUCCCACAUACAAUCUGUUCAAACAGGGUGUUGGAUUUUCAGUGCAUACCUGUAAGACAAAGUCAACAAGGAACCCAUUAUACAGAUGGACUUUGGGAAGUCCUAGUGCAUCAAAACUUGAUAACUAUAAGUCUAUGCCAAAACAUUCGGAUUUUAUUAACGGAUGUGUUUCAAAUAAAACUUGUGAAAUACAGACGAACUCGUCUAACCACGAUUCAUCAUCGAUGAUCAACUCAUUGUUUGAUGACAGUAAUGUUUCUAUUAACCACUUUGCAUUCUCUCCAUGUGGUCGUUUCCUUGCAAUUGUUACAGAAGAUGGUUAUAUGAGAGUAAUGGAGUAUCACGAGAUGGAGUUAUAUGGUUUUAUGCGUUCCUACUUUGGUGGAUUACUAUGCGUCGACUGGUCACCAGAUAGUUUGUUUAUUGUUACUGGAGGACAAGAUGAUUUAAUAACAAUCUGGUCUGUGCUGGACAGAGCUGUUAUUUGUCGUGGUCAGGGUCAUAAGUCCUGGGUUAGUAUGGUACGCUUCGAUCCGUAUUUAUGUCCUAGCAGUGAUGACAUUUCUCAUACAUCUCCUGUCUAUACCAAAUCACGUUGCCACUCACUUACAGGAAAUCAUGAAGAAUUGAAUGAAAAUUCAGUGGUUAGAAAUUCACCGGUUACUACAGUGUGUGAAAGUGAUGAUCUACGAACUUAUCGUCUUGGUUCAGUAGGACAUGAUACAAUGCUAUGCUUAUGGGAUCUGACAGAUGAUAUAAUUCGUCAAGGCGUUGAAUUUCUUCGAUCUUCAAUUAACAGUGUAAAUUCUAAUUUUGAAACUCUGACCUGUGAUACUUCUUUCCCUAUUGUAAAAAACUCUUCUAUUCACAAUACAUACAACAGCAUAAUGUCGACGACUGGUGGCGGUGCUUGUGGUGGUGCUGUUAGCGGUGGUAGUAGUAGUAGUAGUAACAGUAUGAAUUGUAGCUCCCCGACUGCUUUACCCUCUCCACAAUCGGGUAAUGCUUCAUCUACGUCAUCAACUGUUUCAUCUCCUCACAUCAAUUCAAGUCGAUUUUCUAUUAAAUCAGGUGAUAAUCGACUUUUUAAUAAUAAUAAUCAUAAUAAUAAUAAGCGUAAAAAUACUUCCAAUUCUACACCGUCAUCUGGUCCACCAUCGAAUGGUACAAAUAGCAGUGGAUCAUCAGAUAAGACAAAGUCUAUUUUCUCACGUGGUUUUCAUUGGUCUUAUUCAAAUACAAGUAGUCGUAUUAGUGGAAUUGUACGAUUUCCACGAAUUGGUAAUUCAGACAAGUCGAAUGGAUCUACAACCAAUUCACUGAAAACAUGCAGUCUGGGACGUUUAAGUGAAGUCAAGUGGAUGUUACAAAUAACUGAGAAUAAUAUAUUUGGCUCCCCUCUCUGUCCUCGAAUCAGUGAUGUGCCUAUGCUUGAACCGCUUGUAUGCACACGAAUCUUAAAAGAUCGUGUAACUGAUCUUGUUUUUCGACGAGAUACAAUUCAUAUAGUUGAUCAACAAGGAUUAUUUUUAGCCUGGCAAAGACCUGUUAGUGUGAAAGAGAAUGCUACUGCCCCUACUACAACUGCUACCACUAAUACUACUAAUAACAAUAAUAAUAGUAGUAUUAAUAGUAAUGGUAGUCAAAUACCUGGAUGUCAUUCAACUAACAAUGAUUGGAGUUCAUCAUCGACUUCGUCUAUACACAAUAGAACAUUUUAA
Messenger RNA from Trichobilharzia regenti, 2283 nucleotides. Lineage: Eukaryota; Metazoa; Platyhelminthes; Trematoda; Strigeidida; Schistosomatidae. The record is from the annotation of a GenBank genome assembly.